ACUUGACACUUGUUCUUGGCGGUAGCCAUAUUGAUUUGUUCCUCCUGUUGUAUGUGAUCUAUCCAGUCAGGAUAGAAUAACGUUCAUUUGUUGUGACUGAUUUGAUUGAUUGAACAAUCAUUGGUUGAAUAGCCGGGUAAUAAUAUUUGUUUAGAACCGCUAUUUACCCGAUUACUUGUUUUGAUUUCGACGGGAAAGGGCGCGUGUCUGAGGUCCUCGGUCGGUUAUUCUUCAACAUCCAAACUGUAGUUUGGAUCCUAUAGUUCUAAACAACUAUUACUUUGCCGAAAUCCUUUGGUAAUCGUUCGCGGAUUUUCUGGAAAUAAUUGGUCGUUUCGCUUAUAAUGCCAUUUAAUCGUCGAAGGGAAUCAAGCUCAAAGUUCGUCGAUGUUAAUAAAGAAUCCCCUAUUGUCAAAUUUGAUUGAUUGAACAAUCAUUGGUUGAAUAGCCGGGUAAUAAUAUUUGUUUAGAACCGCUAUUUACCCGAUUACUUGUUUUGAUUUCGACGGGAAAGGGCGCGUAUCUGAGGGCCUCGAUCAGUUAUUUUUCAACAUCCAAACCGUAUUUUCGAUCCUACAGGGAUGGCCUUACAUCUUCUCUGCAAGAAGUGUGAACAUGGAAUUCACGUUGAAGCUUUGAUAUUCCGUCGCCUUUGAAAAGUGUGUUUACGAAAAAUAUUCCGAAAUUCUACCUCUUAAUUGUCUUCAAUAUUAUCGUUGAAUAUUAGAACCGUCAUUCACCCAAUUACUUUGUUUUGACUUUAGUCGGGCAAGGGCGCGUAUCUAGCCCAACUAGACAGCUAUUCUUCAGUCCAAACCUUUGUUUGGAUCUUACAGUUUAUAUGAAAGAGCUACAUUAGCCGGCAUUGAGCAUAAACAUACGUCAUUAUAAUAGCUACUGAAAUAUAUGAUUGUUGGUUUACAUUUGCAUUUUGAAUUAUUCUAAUUCAAACACAGAAUUAUUCAUCGAAUAACAUUAAGGUUGAAUGAAGAAAGCUAACGUUCUAUGUAUGACAUACUUUGCAACGUGAAAUCAUGGUUCACCCAUAAUAAUAAUAAUAAUCUCUAGUGGAUUAUAUUUCAAAUAAACCUCACCUGUACACACAACUUCGCACUGGUUCAGCAGUAGUGCGUAGAAAUUUUGUAAAUAAUUGUCACAAAUAUUGAAGUGAUGAUACUGACACUGAUUUUGAUCCAGUUCGUUUCAAAACAACAGGGUUUGAUAUAUCUCCUCACUAACAAUCAGCAGGAUUGGAAUGGGUUAAACUGCCGUUCAUAAGCAGGUAUGGCCUUACAACUUCGCUGCAAGAAGUGUGAACAUGCAAUUGACGUUGAAGUUUUGAUAUUCCGUCGCGUUUGAACAGUGUGUUUACGAAACAUACUCCGAAUAUCUGCCUCUUAAUUGUCUUCAAUAUUAUCGUUGACAAUGCGGUCAACUUAUUUUAUACACAAAACAACUUGGUAAUGACAACUGUGAUGGAGUACAUGAAUUUUCCGUUCUAACCUGUUGAGAGCCGAGUUCAAAUAUGACAGCUUUGCUCAAUUUCCGCUGAAAGCUGAAAGGAAGUAGUAGUACUCUGUGACAAAAUAGAGGGUUUUUACAAAACUAUGGAAAUGAAGUGAAACGGGCAAAAUUGAGAAACUCAGUUUCUCAUGCUCUGAGUAUGGGGAGUAAUUCGGUCCGUCCCAUAUCCUCAGGAGACAUGAGACUAUUCACUGAAGAAACAACUCAUGAUGAGCUGAAUAUAAUCCGACAAACCCCUCUGAAGUAUGAGUUGACAUUUCACCAUUCUAUCUAUUAAUUAUAACCUCACAUAAUAGAAUAUUAUUCAUUAUUUCGACUCAAUAUCACAACAGUUCUUCCACUUGAAUGAGUUCGAAUACCAUUGCUAUUAAUGUAAAACUUCUCUGAUUAACCAGAGGCUACUAGCCGUCCAAUAAAUCACACAUAAAACCCACUGUACAGCUUCAUCUACCCAUAUCGUCAGGAAGAAAACUAGAGUCAUUUAAACGUCGCCAUUCGUUUCAGUGCUAACUAAUUGGUGAUACUAAGUGAGAUAGUGGUGACUGACUUUAGUUCCACAGUCAUUAUCACUGGUUAUUUGUUGCAUUGAUUGUCAUCAUUUUGUCAUAUCUAUUAUGGUCAACUGGACACUCAGCUUUUACACCUCUAUUUAACUCAAGACUUUAGUGAGUUUCACAGCUAGAAAGUAUGUUUGAAGUGAUCUAGAAGAUAAUAAUGUUCAACAAGAAGACGUUAUUCUCGAUGAACCGUAUCACUUUGACAUGAACACAACAUGCACUACUUUCGUCCUCUCAAAUCUGUUCACAUAAACGACUGUUACUUGACGAUUCAGUCAGGAAUACGUGUUUGAAUAUCACAUAGAAUCAUCACAUUUACUAUUUGUGUUCUUCUAAUCUAAUAUGCGUUUUCACAUAUGAAACAUAUUUCUCAAGGUUAACACAAACGAUGAUGAUGAUAAUAAUAGUGUACACUAUGUGAGAGUGUGAUUUUGAGAAACAUCAGUCUGAUGACCUCAGUUGUUGUAUGUAGAAAUGUUAAUGAUUGUACUAUAUUGUUGUUUACCACAAUAUUUUAACUAAUUAAUUAAACAAUAUGGUUUACUCUUUUGUAUGAUGAGCCUGAUAUAAAUGUUGAUUAUCAUAAGGAAUGUUGCUUAGUAAUGAUCCUUUGUCUCUGUCGACGUAUCCGAAUUCACAUAUUUAGUUGGCGUUAUUGGGUAGAUAUUUUGAUUAGGGUAGGUAGUGUUUGCUGUUUGUAGUCUGUCGGGAGAAAUCCGUGAAUGUGAGUUUCUUGGUGUUUGGUGAAGGUCAAUUCAGUUUAUUUGCGCUUCUGGAGAAUCCAAAACUCCUCGUGUGAUCCAAGAAAUACAUACACUAUCGCCACUCAAAAUGCUACUGUUGGUGGAUGUAGUUUAUAAAGGACUUGAAAUUAAAACCUGAUAUCGAUUUCAUCGCCGGCGAAGUUGCUAAGUGAAUUGUCUCUCAAAAUAACGUGAUUAUCUAUAAUAUACCUAGCGAAAUCACCCUUUGGAUUUGUGUGUGAGUGUGUAAGGAAUUUGGUUUUAAAAAUACAGUUGAACUUCAAGACAGUUCAUACGAAUGUAUUCACCCUAAUGUAAUGCGCCAUAUGUAGAAGUACCCUAUCUUGUUUAAAUUCGAUUCACGUUUAUUUGUUGAAUAGCUGAAGGGAUCCGAACGGUUAUUCAGUACACUUACAAAGUCUAGGAUUGAACGUAUCGUCUCGGAUGAAACCGCUGAUCAAAGAGUCGCGCAAUAGCGUACCUCAAACGAACGUAAUGCUGUUGAGAUUACAACAAAUCCUUCCUCAUCAGCAUGAGGACCCACUUAUGCUGUUAAACUGUCUCAUGUUCGCCAACACUCUGAAUUACCAAUGAAGAAUGCUAAAUUGCCUCAUAUGCAUGUAGUGACCUCAGGCAACCAAUGCAUGUACAAUGGCGACAUUAAUUCGAAAUCUUCCAGUAAAACACUAGAAACUCAUGCCCAACUACCUAGUUCUAACGUGAAAUCUCUUAAAAGCAGUUAAGAUUAAAACGUCUGUACCAUGUUAUAAGAAAGUAUAUACAGAACCUUCUGGUUCCAGUCCUAAUCGCAAGAAUAUUACAAUGUCUUUAGCGUACAAUAAUUUGCACACCGACAUCAUGUUUUACUUUAAUAAUAAUUGAGGUUCCGGUUCUCACGAUGACUCAUUGUUCGUGCGUACACUACUAAGAAUAAGCUCGUGAUAUGCUAUGAGUGGUUGCACAUAAAGUUUGAUUUAGCAAUUCAGGAAACAGAACGUUUUCAUCCCCAUUAUAUGCACGUUUAUCUACAACAAGUUGGUGACUAACGAUGUCAAAACUUUAGAAACGUCAAAGUAUAGCAUUUAGACAAGAUAUCACUGGUUACGUUGGGACAAAACCAAAUUAAAGAAGUCGAGGUGACAAGUAAUACAAGAUCGACUUCCAAAAAUCGGUUAUGAGAAUCAUAGAUGAUAUUUCAGCGAGUAGUUAGUUAGAAAGUUCGUCACUAACAAUUUUUCUAAUAAUCUUAGAGAUGAUUGCAGUAAUGUUUAUGGGCCGAUAAUUGUUCAUGUCAAUCUUAUCUCUAACGUGGUUCAAUAAUAUGCGGUUUCACAACAAUAAGGAUAAGUGGUGCACAUGUGCUCCAAGGUCGUGAGGGAACAAAUUGUGUAUGAGUCAAUCAUCGGUCAACGGCUACCAUGAGACUGCAUCACCUGACGUUUCUCCACUGCCUUGUGCAAGCAAGCAGUAUCACAGCCCACACAGAAAACAAGUAAAUUGUGUGGCACAUAUGUAUUCUGUGCCCAUUUACCAGUUACUAGUCACCCACAUAACUCUUGACUCAGUGCCACUCAGUAAUUAUUACCAUUCGUAUAAAUACCACAGAGGAGGUCUGCUAUAAUUUCGGGGCGUAUAUGAAAGUGCUGUUAUACAGGAUGCAUCGCAAAUAAAAUUGUUGAGUUACUUUAACGCGUUUAUUGAAGAGGAGAAUUACGUUUCGCACUUCUGAGCUGGCAUUAAUUGCUAACAACAACUCAAUAAUGGCUUUUAACCUGUGCUUCUCUCUAAUUUGGUUAAAAACUAUUGUUAUUUGCUCAAUUGUCGCGAGCUGACAAUCAGAUAGAAUGUGUCGAUGGCAUCCUAGAGACCAAAGCAUGAGAAAAAGUUAUCCAAGUCUGAGAAGUUAACCAGUGGGCUGGGGACGUCCCAAGCAGCAUGCUUAUAGUACGUAUAUAGAUGGAGUUUUGUCUGGCUCGGUUAUCAGAGGGAUGGAUAGGGAGGGCACAGAGAACUGCUUUGUGGGUCCUCAUGCUGAUGAGGAAGGAUUUGUUGUAAUCUGAACAAUAUUAUGUUCGUUUGAGGUAUGCUAUUGCGCGACUCUUUGAUCAGCGGUUUCAUCCGAGACGAUACGUUCAAUCCUAGACUUUGUAAGUGUACUGAAUAACCGUUCGGAUCCCUUCAGCUAUUCAACAAAUAAACGUGAAUCGAAUUUAAACAAGAUAGGGUACUUCUACAUAUGGCGCAUUACAUUAGGGUGAAUACAUUCGUAUGAACUGUCUUGAAGUUCAACUGUAUUUUUAAAACCAAAUUCCUUACACACUCACACACAAAUCCAAAGGGUGAUUUCGCUAGGUAUAUUAUAGAUAAUCACGUUAUUUUGAGAGACAAUUCACUUAGCAACUUCGCCGGCGAUGAAAUCGAUAUCAGGUUUUAAUUUCAAGUCCUUUAUAAACUACAUCCACCAACAGUAGCAUUUUGAGUGGCGAUAGUGUAUGUAUUUCUUGGAUCACACGAGGAGUUUUGGAUUCUCCAGAAGCGCAAAUAAACUGAAUUGACCUUCACCAAACACCAAGAAACUCACAUUCACGGAUUUCUCCCGACAGACUACAAACAGCAAACACUACCUACCCUAAUCAAAAUAUCUACCCAAUAACGCCAACUAAAUAUGUGAAUUCGGAUACGUCGACAGAGACAAAGGAUCAUUACUAAGCAACAUUCCUUAUGAUAAUCAACAUUUAUAUCAGGCUCAUCAUACAAAAGAGUAAACCAUAUUGUUUAAUUAAUUAGUUAAAAUAUUGUGGUAAACAACAAUAUAGUACAAUCAUUAACAUUUCUACAUACAACAACUGAGGUCAUCAGACUGAUGUUUCUCAAAAUCACACUCUCACAUAGUGUACACUAUUAUUAUCAUCAUCAUCGUUUGUGUUAACCUUGAGAAAUAUGUUUCAUAUGUGAAAACGCAUAUUAGAUUAGAAGAACACAAAUAGUAAAUGUGAUGAUUCUAUGUGAUAUUCAAACACGUAUUCCUGACUGAAUCGUCAAGUAACAGUCGUUUAUGUGAACAGAUUUGAGAGGACGAAAGUAGUGCAUGUUGUGUUCAUGUCAAAGUGAUACGGUUCAUCGAGAAUAACGUCUUCUUGUUGAACAUUAUUAUCUUCUAGAUCACUUCAAACAUACUUUCUAGCUGUGAAACUCACUAAAGUCUUGAGUUAAAUAGAGGUGUAAAAGCUGAGUGUCCAGUUGACCAUAAUAGAUAUGACAAAAUGAUGACAAUCAAUGCAACAAAUAACCAGUGAUAAUGACUGUGGAACUAAAGUCAGUCACCACUAUCUCACUUAGUAUCACCAAUUAGUUAGCACUGAAACGAAUGGCGACGUUUAAAUGACUCUAGUUUUCUUCCUGACGAUAUGGGUAGAUGAAGCUGUACAGUGGGUUUUAUGUGUGAUUUAUUGGACGGCUAGUAGCCUCUGGUUAAUCAGAGAAGUUUUACAUUAAUAGCAAUGGUAUUCGAACUCAUUCAAGUGGAAGAACUGUUGUGAUAUUGAGUCGAAAUAAUGAAUAAUAUUCUAUUAUGUGAGGUUAUAAUUAAUAGAUAGAAUGGUGAAAUGUCAACUCAUACUUCAGAGGGGUUUGUCGGAUUAUAUUCAGCUCAUCAUGAGUUGUUUCUUCAGUGAAUAGUCUCAUGUCUCCUGAGGAUAUGGGACGGACCGAAUUACUCCCCAUACUCAGAGCAUGAGAAACUGAGUUUCUCAAUUUUGCCCGUUUCACUUCAUUUCCAUAGUUUUGUAAAAACCCUCUAUUUUGUCACAGAGUACUACUACUUCCUUUCAGCUUUCAGCGGAAAUUGAGCAAAGCUGUCAUAUUUGAACUCGGCUCUCAACAGGUUAGAACGGAAAAUUCAUGUACUCCAUCACAGUUGUCAUUACCAAGUUGUUUUGUGUAUAAAAUAAGUUGACCGCAUUGUCAACGAUAAUAUUGAAGACAAUUAAGAGGCAGAUAUUCGGAGUAUGUUUCGUAAACACACUGUUCAAACGCGACGGAAUAUCAAAACUUCAACGUCAAUUGCAUGUUCACACUUCUUGCAGCGAAGUUGUAAGGCCAUACCUGCUUAUGAACGGCAGUUUAACCCAUUCCAAUCCUGCUGAUUGUUAGUGAGGAGAUAUAUCAAACCCUGUUGUUUUGAAACGAACUGGAUCAAAAUCAGUGUCAGUAUCAUCACUUCAAUAUUUGUGACAAUUAUUUACAAAAUUUCUACGCACUACUGCUGAACCAGUGCGAAGUUGUGUGUACAGGUGAGGUUUAUUUGAAAUAUAAUCCACUAGAGAUUAUUAUUAUUAUUAUGGGUGAACCAUGAUUUCACGUUGCAAAGUAUGUCAUACAUAGAACGUUAGCUUUCUUCAUUCAACCUUAAUGUUAUUCGAUGAAUAAUUCUGUGUUUGAAUUAGAAUAAUUCAAAAUGCAAAUGUAAACCAACAAUCAUAUAUUUCAGUGGCUAUUAUAAUGACGUAUGUUUAUGCUCAAUGCCGGCUAAUGUAGCUCUUUCAUAUAAACUGUAAGAUCCAAACAAAGGUUUGGACUGAAGAAUAGCUGUCUAGUUGGGCUAGAUACGCGCCCUUGCCCGACUAAAGUCAAAACAAAGUAAUUGGGUGAAUGACGGUUCUAAUAUUCAUCAUAAAUUUGAAUGCACAUCGUUACCUAAACAAAUAUGACCACACAGCUAUCCAACCAUUAAUUUUUCAAUUAAUCAGAUCUAGAUUAUAAUAAAUAAGGAAGUUGCUAAAGCAUGCGAGAAAAUUGCCAAUCACAACAAAUCAGUGUUAUUCUAUCCUGUCUGGCUAGAUCACGCACAGAUUCAUUCAAAAGAUAAUAUUUGGUUGCUUUAUAACACAGAGUGUUUCCAAUUCUGAAAGAGUGCCUCAAUUCACAGUCAAAGAAAGGCACAGUUCCAGUCAAUACAAACAACGCGAUCAAGAGGAGGGACAAACCAAUAUAUCUGCCGCCAAGACUAAUUAUCAAGUCAAACAUCAUAAAUGCAGUCCAGGAAGAAACUCGAAAAGUUAGUGAAGGCGUAAGAAAAAUAGAAACUCCAAUGAAAUACGAAUAUUAACAAGUCAAAUGUAAUCAAAACGUCUAACAAAAUGUACAACUAAAGGAAUCAAUAGGAACAAACUCCAAGUGUAUACAUGGAGGGAUUUUCACACACACAAAAUCUUCAAAAUUGAUCUAACAUAAAGCAUUCCAAAUGAAGUGGCAACCACAGACUUUAACAAAAAUAUGUUUAUAUUAGCUGAAACUGUACAGAAUAAAUGAUCGUUGUGUCAUUCUCUUCAGUUUCCACAGUUGUGUUAUCCAGCUUAUUCAUCCGAAAUCCGGUCAGAUGUACAGCGAUACCUAUCGCUGAGAAAAGAAUAACAUGUGAAUUGUAAUAGGUCCACGUAUCGAAUGAAAUUGUAAGGUUAAUGAUCAGAAAUAAAUAUGGAUUGGAUAAAUUUGAAGGACAGUAAUGUAAAACAUGUCAGAAAACUAUGAAUGACGUACAAAUUGGUGAAUGAGGUGGAGUAAAUGCUGGAUAAAUUUCCUAAUACGUUUCAUCUUUAUGAACAUGUCUGAAUGAGUAUGAGCUAUGAAAAUACAAAGAGCAUGUGGUUAAGUUCUUUUAGACCAUAACCCUAGCUUCGAUUCAGUGCAUUCCUCAAGUCCUUCACUAAAUGUAGUUUUAUGGCUUUCUGAUAACGGCACCACAGAUUCACCUCUUCUAUUUCCGGUGUACAGACGUUAUUAAAGAUUGAAUUUCAUCAAUGAUGAAUUUCAAGAUCCGCACUUUCUGACAUCCACCUAACCAGAUAUCUCGAGUAAAACAACUAGGGUGUGAGUAGAUACUUGGAGAUGUAUUUCGCUUAUGGGUACCCAUUUACUCAUCCAGAUAUGGACACAUGGUUGACUUAUUUAAACAGACGAUAUACAUACUCAUUUACAUACUCAAUCACCCACACACAGCAACAGAAUCACACUUGCACUCCUCAGUCAAUAAUGAAAUAAGUUUCAUGCAUAUUUUGAUAGACUAAAUAUCCACAUGUUGAGUAGUGAGAACUUUUCCUCCUCUGUUAGUUUAUAAAACCAAUUUCAACAUGAAAAAACAGGCUGAUGAAAGACGUUUAUUUUCUUGAACAAUUUGAUCUACUUCUACUUCACUCAACUGUUCUUAUUAACCUUAAUGAAUAUUCAAUGAAAACAUACAUUUGACCGACAGUAAAACGUAUAUACAUUCAGAACAAUGGGCUACGGUGAGUUCAGCUGUCAAAGUCUCCUGGUUUGUGCCGUGAAAACAAGAGUUGCGUGAAAAUCACGUGAUAAUGAAUGAAUGACAGAACACGUGAUUGACAGUAUUCUAUAGGUACGCAAUUGCUGGAGAAUGAUGACACAUGAAUAUAUCUGUCCUGCCAUAGUUCAUUUGUCGUUUGAAUAUCGUAACAGUUACUCUUCAUCGUUCAAAAAUGAGUGAUAUGAGUUUGGAUGACACGAGCAGCAUUGGUUUUUCCGGAAGUAAGAGUAAAUCUCACUGAUGAAUACCAACUCUCUUCAAUAACCCCUGCCGAAAGACUACAAUCAUCGAAAACGAAUCAAAUUAUCUCCUCGUAAACAUCAACUGCAUAUACAAUUUUGAAAUAGCGGAUGCUGACAUAGGCGGCAGGCUAUAUAAAUCUUCAUCUACGAUUGUUUACUUAUGUAGAAACUCAUUUUGAUUCUGUUGCAAAAUUAAGAAGAAUUUCAUUACCAAAUAUACUUCAAGACGUAUUCUAUGUUCUGCGAAAUUCGAUCACUAACAUCUCACGAUGAUAUCCGACUUCAAUCAAUACUUAACACAAACGUACAUUUGGUCAACAGUCAUAUUCGUCUAUACAGAAUAUCGGGUAUAAAUCAAUUUAUCUGUCACACUGAAUGAUAUAAAACGAUACACAGAACGUCAUGAGGAUUAUGUGAUCAAUCAUCUUGAUGACAGUUUCAUAGAAAGUGUUCAUGGGACGUAUUACCUAGUCGAGUCUUAAAUCAUCGGAAUUAUUACUGAUAGUUUCAUAGAUUUAUGAACUGCGGACGUACAAAAUGGACAAUUCUAUAAGAACGCCUUCACUAAACUCAUUUGAAAUCAGAUGAUAAAUGGAAUCAGUGUUUAUUCAUAUCUAAAGCAAUACUUCCUGUAACAUGAACGACAACAUACUCGUUUUCUCUCCAGUUUCUCUUUAGAAAAAUAGUACUCAUCUGCAAAAUGGAAAUUUCAUUCAACUUUGUUUCGUGGGCGUAAAUGACGGUUUGUCAUAUAAAAGCAUCAUUAACACAACAUUCUAUCUUCUCAAUCGAUGUCAUUUUUUCUAAUUAUCAUCUGCCUUGCCGAGUUCUUCAAAUGCCAGGAUAUUUGUGAUCAACCUGAAUGGACGACCUCGGGAAAAGUACUUUUUAAAAAUAGUUCAUAUCACUAUUCUCAGCAUUACAUGUAUUUGCAGAGCAUCAGUAUUAAUCAGCCUCAGCCAGCUGUGAGUACAAGUUUGGAUAAAUACACUGAUCCUUUCGUAAGUCGAAUACAUUUUGUGAUGAACGUACUUGUCUCUAUGUUUACGAUUUUUUAGACAGUAAGCCCGAAACUGUCGUUUAAAUAUUACAGUAGUCAGGUCGAACAUCUCACUAUUACUCCUGAAGGCAUAGGUAUACACGGAGACGAAUACCUCGGAUAUAUUGAUACUUUUAUACCAACUAGUAUACGUCCUCUAUUUGCGAUCUUGGAUAAGAAGGAAUUAUUUGCUGUCAGAUGGUUUAUGAACAAAGAAAUUGAUGGUAGACAAUUUACAGCCGAGGUAACUUGCCUAAUACAUCCAAAUGGGAAGAUAGUUUUCUAUUAUGAUAAAGUUUCAACGGAAAUUAAAGGAAUUGAAUGGAAACCGAAAAUCGUCGGUAAAUUUGGAUGUGGAAGAAAUACAGUACGAUCUGAAAUAAUUACUCCUGAAACAUGGAUCGAAAGUGGCACGAUGGUGGAAUAUGAAUUCAUUGGAGACUAUUGUCCAAAAUACACUUCACCUAAAGCAUGCCAACAGGCAACAACAUCGGAUAUAUCUUGUUUUUGGUGUGAUAAUGCAAGCAUAUGCAUUGAUAGUACUGACCGGGAUGCUCAUCACAUGAAAGUUAAUAAAUGCCGUGUUAAGAACACGACUAGUGAAUAGAAUGUAGAGAAGAAAUCACUCCCGUACUUGUAUAUUGUGAUUCCUUUAGUCAUCACUUUCUUUGUUGUAUGUGUUGGUUUAAUAAUUCGGAGAUGGCUACAUCAAAGAAAGUGAAGUAACAGAUGAUUCUCACAAAUAUCUUAUAACUUUGUUUGAUUAUUCCAAAUUGUUUCCAUGUAGUACUUCUUUAGAACACUUUUCAUAUCAUUAUUCAUUUCAAUAGUUUGGACAAUUUCUUUAUGGAAUUAUGUACAUUCUUAUGAUUGUUUACUUAACAACUUAUGUAAUUUUGUUGACAAAAUAUAGAAACUGGAUUUUUACUGUUUGCGUUAUUGUCUUCAUCGAAUAGAAACUGUGUAGCGGUAAAUAAAUCCCCGAAAUAAAUAGCUCAACAAGCCCUACAAUCGCUAGCCAGAUUAGAUGAGACGAUCUUCGAUAUAUAAAUAGCCUAUCAAACAUAUCUUCGAACUUCGUCGCUUCUGACUUUUGAUUUCACUUGGUGGAUACGAUUCAUAAUAGAAGGUGUUACUGGUUAAGGCGUUGUCAAACUACAACUACUUGUGGCAUCUACAACUGACUUGUUUCGCGGAAGUUUGACAACAUUUAAUAAUUGCAAUGAACAAUGAGUCCGUUGUGAAUGUUUAUUUCCAAUGAAAUCUCACUACUGAACAAUAUCAUUCGGAAUUAACUACAGCCAUUGUUUUAUACUGAGCGACCAUGAUAGCUUAUGAAUACAAAUAUAGGCACUUUUAUUUUUUGCUAUUUGAUGACUUAACGUUCAGUAAAAGUUAGGCGACAAACUAUUGUUAAAUCGAUGUUCUCAACACUGAUUAUGGUUCCUUCCAUGAUUUUGUUGUUGUCACGGACGGUAUAUGG
Molecule: messenger RNA, 11910 nt
Organism: Schistosoma haematobium
Lineage: Eukaryota; Metazoa; Platyhelminthes; Trematoda; Strigeidida; Schistosomatidae
Exons: 14
Coding region: 10633-11034 (133 amino acids)
Source: RefSeq, a predicted model, not a curated record